This is a messenger RNA of Monoraphidium neglectum, 501 nucleotides long. RefSeq names its product Vesicle transport v-SNARE 13. Bases 1 to 501 code for a protein of 166 amino acids. Gene Ontology annotation, molecular function: SNAP receptor activity; SNARE binding. Gene Ontology annotation, cellular component: endoplasmic reticulum membrane; late endosome membrane; SNARE complex. The transcript has 4 exons. The record is from RefSeq and is a predicted model, not a curated record. Lineage: Eukaryota; Viridiplantae; Chlorophyta; Chlorophyceae; Sphaeropleales; Selenastraceae. Gene Ontology annotation, biological process: intracellular protein transport; vesicle fusion; vesicle-mediated transport.
AUGGACAUGGAAGCCCGCAGCCUGCCAGCGGAUAAAGCGCGCUCCCUGGCGUCGAAGGUCAAGGAGUACAAGGCCGACCUGGCCAGCCUCAGGGAGCAGCUCAAGCAGGCGGCCGCCACAGCGGGCGCCAGUGACGCGGCACGCGCAGAGCUGGGCCUGGGCGGGGACUACUACAGCACGUCAGCGGGGCAGCGGGACCGCAUGCUGCAAUCCACUGAGCGGCUGCAGAAGACCUCAGAGCGGCUGCAGCUCGGCAAGCAGCAGCUAGCAGAGACAGAGGAGCUGGGCGUGACCAUCCUUGGGGACCUGGCGCGGCAGCGCGAGACCAUCGUCCACGCGCGCGACACGCUGCAUGGCGCGGACGACAACAUCAGCAAGGCACGGCGGGUGCUGUCCUCGAUGUCAAAGCGCGUCAUCGCCAACAAGAUCAUCAUGUUUGGCAUCAGUGCCUUCCUGCUGCUGGGCAUCAUCCUGAUCAUCUACUACCGUGUCAAGGGCUGA